AGGCGGCAGUGCGCGGAAGUGCUGCUAUUCCGUGGCUCCGGAAUACCCUGUAUGACGUUUCCGGGCUGUCACAAAAUAUCUUCGAACGACAGUGGUUGGCAGUUAUGUGCUAAGAAGUGACCUGAUGUGACAUAAGCAAGCAAUCCCGUGCGUUUGCUAUAAGAAAAAUUUUUACUAGUGAAAAGCCAAAAUGGCGAAGAAAUUUACUCUGCCUCUACUGUUUGGGUUGUGCGCAUUAACUGCGUCCAACGGGUUUUACUUACCAGGUUUAGCACCCGUCAAUUAUUGCCAUGUCGGAGAACAAUCGGAUACCUGCAAGUCAGAGAUCAAGUUGUACGUCAAUCGACUUAAUACAGAGCAAUCAGUUAUACCUUAUGAGUAUAACCAUUUCGAUUUCUGCCCUGCUAAUAAUGACCAAUCGCCGGUAGAAAACUUGGGUCAAGUGGUGUUUGGAGAGCGUAUAAGACUGUCGCCUUACAAGCUCGAGUUUAUGAAUAAUGAAACUUGCAAGCUGUUAUGCACAAAGACGUACUCAGGAGGAGACGAGCAAUCAGCAAAGAAGUUGCAGCUACUGAAGAAAGGCAUGGCUCUGAAUUACCAGCAUCACUGGAUUGUUGAUAACAUGCCUGUUACAUGGUGUUACCCACUAGAAAGCUCGCGCCAAUACUGCAGUACUGGAUUCCCCAUGGGCUGCCUAUCCAAAGAAGUUCGCUCUCCAACAGACAUGUGUAAUAUUGGCUACAACCAACCGAAUACGUACUACCUGUUCAAUCACGUGGACUUGACCAUAACGUAUCACAGCGGUGACAAAGAAGAGUGGGGAUCAGGAUAUAGUCAGAAAGUAGGGCGAAUAAUAUCUGUCAAGGUGGAGCCCCGCAGCAUAAAUCACAAUCCGUCUUUGCCUGACUGCGAUAGCAGAAGUCCAUUGGCAAUAAAAAGAGAAGACUUGAGCCCUUCGGAAAAACUUGACGUGCUUUACACAUACCGCAUUACGUACUUGAAAAAUAACACAAUCAAAUGGUCAUCGAGAUGGGAUUAUAUUCUCGAGUCGAUGCCACAAACAAACAUCCAGUGGUUUAGUAUCCUAAAUUCGCUAGUGAUUGUUCUCUUUUUGUCUGGGAUGGUAGCUAUGAUUAUGCUACGCACGCUGAAUAAAGAUAUUGCUCGAUAUAACCAGGCCUACUUUCAGAUAGAGUCGGGAGAGGACGCGCAGGAGGAAUUUGGAUGGAAGUUGGUACACGGUGAUGUGUUUCGCCCUCCGCGGAAAGGGAUGCUGCUGUCGGUACUUCUCGGCUCUGGCAUUCAGGUUUUCUUUAUGGCACUGAUUACUUUAGCAUUUGCUUGUCUUGGCUUCCUUUCACCGGCAAAUCGUGGUGCCCUAAUGACUUGCGCCAUGGUUCUAUAUGUGUGCCUCGGCACCCCAGCUGGAUAUGUCUCAGCUCGUGUAUAUAAGAGUUUUGGCGGCGAAAAGUGGAAGUCGAACGUUCUCCUAACUUCUAUGCUUAGCCCUGGCAUUGUCUUCAGUUUGUUCUUUGUAAUGAACUUGAUAUUCUGGAUGAACGACAGCUCCGCAGCUGUACCUUUCAGCACACUUGUCGCCCUGUUGGCAUUGUGGUUCGGUGUGUCUGUUCCUCUUACAUUCGUUGGAUCAUAUUUUGGCUUUAGGAAAAGGCCUCUCGAACAUCCUGUAAGGACCAACCAGAUCCCACGGCAGAUUCCGGAACAAAGUUUCUACACACAAGCUGUUCCUGGAGUAGUGAUGGGAGGAGUCUUGCCCUUUGGAUGCAUAUUCAUUCAGCUCUUCUUUCUGUUAAAUUCCCUAUGGUCAAGUCAGGUGUACUACAUGUUCGGAUUCUUGUUCCUGGUAUUUCUCAUUCUUGUCAUAACAUGUUCAGAGACAACAAUUCUUCUUUGCUACUUCCAUCUUUGCGCAGAGGAUUACCACUGGUGGUGGCGGAGCUUCUUGACAUCAGGUUUCACCGCGUUCUAUCUUCUAGUUUACUGUAUCCACUACUUUGUCACAAAACUUAAUAUUGAAGACGCAACAUCGACGUUCCUGUAUUUCGGAUACACCCUUAUUAUGGUGUUCUUAUUUUUCUUACUCACAGGUUCCAUUGGAUUCUUUGCCUGCUUCUGGUUCGUGCGUAAAAUCUACAGCGUAGUGAAAGUUGAUUAGUGCAAGGCUUGUUACAACUCUAUCAAGUCCCGAAGAGUACCCUACUUCUCGGUGGCUGUUGUGAGAAGUUGAAGAAAAUUAAUAAUUCAUUGCCUAUAAUAAUGGCACGAAACUACUCGAGUAUAUCGGUCCGGUAACGUCCAAGGACACACUAACUUUCGAGAGUUUGAAAAGAAAAAUAGUUGAAUGUGUACCAAGGAUGCAAAAUAGAUCUUUUUACGCAAAGUCCAAGUUUGCAAUAUGAGUCGUAUGCGAGCGCUUGCGCAAGCCAAAGACGAAUAUUAGAAAUAAGCGAGGCAAAUACUGCUUCCAUGGUGCACAAGAUACUUUAUGUAACAAAAGUACGGUUUAUAAGUGUGGUUUUUUUUUUUUUAAUCUUUUUUCUUUCAAACACUUUUAAGUACUACGACGUAAGGGGCAAAAAAAGACGGGUAAACCAUACCGUGUUACAUAAAUUAUGUUAUUGGUAACAAUAACAAUAACGAUAAGGAUAAUAUAGUUCACUUAAUGUUAAGUGUGCAUCUUAUAAGCGUGUAUAUAUACAUAUAUGAAGAUUAAUAUUCAUAUGUAUGAGUAAUUUGUACAAAUCGGUCAUUAUGUUAGGGAUUUUUUCCAAUUACCUACUUUUAGCUUUCGUUUAUGCUGUAUCAAAGACUUUCGAAAUAGCAGUUUUUGAGAUCGACAGUUUUGUAUGAAUACAAACCCUGUGGUGACUGAAGAUAGGGAUCACCCAGUAACAUUGAAUAAAGAGCCUGCCGACAAUUCGUCAAUAUCAUUUUUUGGUAUCGAGGAAUAUAACAUUGUGGGUUGAUAAAAUGUAACACCAUAGGGGGGGGGGGGGGUGACGAAUUCCAAGCAUUUUUGGAGAACCAAAAAUUAUUUACAAAUAACUACUGCACUAUCAAACAGAAUACUUGCCACUGUCAUUGAAUCAAUACCCAGGCAGUGAACAAUAGUGCCCCCCUGCAAUAGAUUACCGGCAUACCCUGUUUGCAUAUACCUGGGACAGUUGAAUAAAUCUGGGCAUUCUCUGUGAAUUAUUAACUAUGAAGACCGAAAAGAAACAACAACAAAUGUCAAAUCUUCUGUAAAUUGUAGUCGUUGUUAUUAUUAUUAUUAUUAUUAUUAUUUGUGUUAUAAAGAGCGCGUAUAGAGAUUGUAUUUUGAGGUCUCUUACUUUUAUUGAUGAAUAAUUUUACAUGCCACAUUUUGGGAUAUAUCAAGUAUAAUAUAUACAUGUGAUUCCGCAAGGCGGGGCGGCAAUACGUGCCGUAUGUUGUUACACUUGCGCAUAAAUCGCCGGCGAAUAACAGCUGCUACCUGAUUCAUGGCAGGUGUGAAUUUAUUGAAAUAACACAUUAUUCGUCACGUUUCGAAGUUCGCCGACAUUUAACGGUGUCACACCGAUUGCGCGUUAUAUUUGUCCAAACGUGCCAAUGUCGGCUAACGAAAAUUACUAUGUAUUGUACGUAAUACACAUUGUUCAAAAUUUCCAUCGGAA
Neodiprion virginianus is the source of this 3677-nucleotide messenger RNA. It is a transcript of the gene TM9SF2, whose product is annotated as transmembrane 9 superfamily member 2. Gene Ontology annotation, cellular component: membrane. The transcript has 15 exons. Gene Ontology annotation, biological process: protein localization to membrane. The record is from RefSeq and is a predicted model, not a curated record. Lineage: Eukaryota; Metazoa; Arthropoda; Insecta; Hymenoptera; Diprionidae. The coding region runs from base 191 to 2176 and encodes 661 amino acids.